AUGCCUAUGGACCCCCAGGCGACGGCUCAGGCCAUUCAGGAGGCAACGAUAACUUUAACCCAAUUAGUGGCGGGUAUUCAAGGUCAAGUGCCCCAAGUAUCCGUGCAGAAGGAUGAAAUGGGGCGAGAGAGGACCCAGCGUCUAUGCCGCGGUGCAACUCAUCGGCCAACCGUUUCUAUGCCGGCCCUAGGACGGUGGGGUAAGAGGGUUGCUAUCCAACAGAGGUUGUGGCCACAACCAAAGGCCAAGGGGUCAUCCACCAAGGCACCGCCGCAACCAACGCCUUCGCAGCACCUUCUUUCUUCUUCUUCUUCUCUUCGCCUCACCGCCGAACAGCAACACCGCCUCACUGCCUCCACUUUUCAAUUAGGACUAGACUGGUCAACGCCAACUCAUGGCCCCAUCCGUAAGUCUAUUGGUGUUUUAGGCAGUUUACAUUCUACCAAGGCAUCUGCAAAAGAGGGGAGUGUUGCUUCAUAUGGUGGAAUCGGGCCAUCAAGACGCUGCAUUGUUCUGGACAUUGAAGGAACCACUACACCGAUAUCUUUUGUGUCUGAUGUUCUCUUCCCUUAUGGUCGGGAUAAUGUGGGGAGACAUUUGGAUAUCACAUAUAACACUGCGGAAACUCAGGAUGACAUCAAAUUACUGAGAGCUCAAGUAGAAGAAGAUUUACAGAAUGGGGUUGCGGGUGCUGUGCCCAUCCCGCACGAUGAUGCCGGGAAAGAAGAGGUAAUUGCAGCUCUGGUUACCAAUGUGGAGGCAAUGAUUAAAGCCGACCGCAAGAUUACUUCGUUAAAACAAUUACAGGGUCAUAUUUGGCGGACUGGUUUUCAGCAUAACAAGCUAGAGGCAAUUGUUUAUGAUGAUGUGCCCGAAGCUCUAGAGAAAUGGAACGCAUUGGGCAUCAAGGUCUACAUAUAUUCAAGCGGUAGCAGAUUGGCACAGAGGCUCUUAUUUGGCAACACAAAUCACGGGGACCUGAGAAACUUCCUGUGUGGAUUUUUUGACACAACAGUGGGGAACAAGAAGGAAAUGAAAAGUUACAUCGAGAUCAUAGAGUCUUUGGGAGUGGAUAACCCAUCCGAGAUUUUAUUCGUGAUAGAUGUCUAUCAAGAAGCAACUGCAGCUUUGGAUCAAUUUAUGAAGAGAAGUUUGAACAAGCCAUCCAGAGUCCUGGUCCAAUGUUACUGGAGAUAGAAGAAGGAGAUACCAAAGCUAUUGUUGCAUACUUGAAUGUUCUACAAAAGGUUGUUGAAAAUGCUAAUCCCAUUGAAUGAAAGAAUUGGUUUGCUGAUAUUUAGCCAUUAUGCAAACUAUUUAUAUCUUUCAUCUUUAUGAUAUUUUUCUGUCCAUUUUACCACAGGAUGCCGCUAUUGAGUUAAGCUCCUGAUUAUCUUGUAUACUUUCUAUUUGACAUGGUGUUUUGUGAAAUACAA
Ipomoea triloba (trilobed morning glory) is the source of this 1436-nucleotide messenger RNA. RefSeq names its product probable bifunctional methylthioribulose-1-phosphate dehydratase/enolase-phosphatase E1 1. NCBI's taxonomy places the organism in Eukaryota, Viridiplantae, Streptophyta, Magnoliopsida, Solanales, Convolvulaceae. The record is from RefSeq and is a predicted model, not a curated record. The transcript has 9 exons. Gene Ontology annotation, molecular function: magnesium ion binding; acireductone synthase activity. Bases 1 to 1197 code for a protein of 398 amino acids.